AUGGAAGCUGCUAUACUUACGAAUUUGGUAGAUAUGAUAUCAGAAGUGCUCAAAGUUGCUAUAACGCACGUAUCAGAUACAUACACUGGUCCCUUCACUGUGGUUAUCUUCUGCGCUGCCGCCUAUGCUAUGGGGUUGAUCCUGCUAGAGUUUCGUGGCAUGUUGAUUUUCGCAAUAGUACUUAUUGCGUUAGGCACAGCCGGGGAAGAACCGACGUCUGAUUUUCUUGAUAGCCAACUGACAAGGGAAGAAGUCAAUAAAAAACGUACUAAAAGUGAGAAGAAACAAGAAGAUAACGACUCGACAGAAGAAAGAAAAUAUGGCCCUGGAUUUUUGUGGCAUUUUGCUGCUUCCUUCAUUGGUGGUGCUAUAGCCAUCUUUUGGUUAGGCAACAGAAGUUGGCCGACAAGGUUCGAAAUUUCUUCUCUUGUUAUGGAAAUUAUGUGUCUAUUAUUCUUCUGGGGAAUUUUUUGGUAUUACCCUGAAUCACAAACUAUGAACAACGGGGAAUCUAGUAACAAGAACGAUGCAGAUGCUGAAAGCGAAGAUAGAGUAGUUGAACCGGCUCGUAAGGAGGAGCAAGUGAGGGACCUGAAGAGCCUUUGUCCUCCUAUCGUGCUCUUAGGGUUCACCUUCAUCGGCUACAGUUUGGUUUUAACUUGUGGCAACACUUAUUUUGUUAUGCAAACAGACCUGUUGGAUUCAAAUAUGGGUGAAUUCGAUGUGCCUAUUAUUGUUUUCUUUGUACUCCAAUCUUCGGUUGCUUCUGUGGUCAGAUUGAUCCAAUCAAGAUAUAAACUGAUGGAACCAAUUCGGAGUAUGGCUGUUGGGAUGUUUUGCUCAAUACUUUGCGUUAUUGCUGCUUGGCUAGUGGAAUGUCGUAGGCUCUGUCUGAUUCAGUUUAUAACAUACCCAUGCGGGAGUAUUUCCUUGAGCAUCUGGUUUUUAACUCCACAGUAUGUGCUGCUAGGACUAAUGGAAGGAUUUGCAGAAUUUGGACUAGAGAGUUUCCUUCAUAAUCAGCUGAUUCCUGAAUCAAUGAGAAAAUUUGUGUACCCGUGCAUUUCAAUGCUGUUCGUGAUCGGAACGUUCUUCAGCAUGCUCGAAGUUUCUACUUGCCAAGUUUCAAGGAAAGGGGGUGUUGGAAGGACCAGCGAGUUCGAACGUGUCCAGGUGAAUAUUGAGAUGGCAUCCUCCUCCAGCUCGGAUGCUCAGCCUGGUGAAGCGGCAAGCCAUGUGAAUCAAGAUCAGCUACGAAGAAGCAAUACGAUCAUAAGGAAGAACUCGCAGCCGAACAGACAGAACAACUAG
This is a messenger RNA of Neltuma alba, 1311 nucleotides long. Its product is annotated as protein NRT1/ PTR FAMILY 5.9-like. The record is from RefSeq and is a predicted model, not a curated record. The coding region runs from base 1 to 1311 and encodes 436 amino acids. The transcript is spliced from 4 exons. Gene Ontology annotation, molecular function: transmembrane transporter activity. NCBI's taxonomy places the organism in Eukaryota, Viridiplantae, Streptophyta, Magnoliopsida, Fabales, Fabaceae. Gene Ontology annotation, biological process: transmembrane transport. Gene Ontology annotation, cellular component: membrane.